AUGGUCUAUGGGGGCAAGCCAAGUACCGGAUGUUACCUGUGUCGCAAGCGGAAGAUAAAGUGCGAUGAAGCACACCCGGAGUGCCGGAACUGCAUCAUCUAUGGCCGGCCAUGUCCUGGGUACCGGCCGGAUGCUGUCUUUCGCAACGAGACCAGGAAAGUCGAGCGGCUGGUGAAGAGCAAUGCCGGUGUAAAUUCCCAUAGCAAUUCCGACAGCCAGAACGGCUCCCCAACGGCGGACUCAUCUAUGUCAGCUGUCUCGCACCGCCGACGCGCAAACUCACAUGCCAAACACCAUGGCAAGGCUACCCUGACGCUAUACUCGCCCGCUGACUCCAGCUGGGAGCAACGAGCACUCUGCUACUUCUUCGACCAGUACACCAUCAAAGCUGAUGCCGAUGAUGGCGGACACCUCGAAUAUCUACCCCCGCUGUACGCCCGCGAGCUCGGUCGCCAGAGCAGCGAAUCGCCGUCUCCUUGUUUGCGGUGGGCGGUUGAUGCCACGGCGCUGAUGACUCUCGCUAAUGCGAAGAAUGCCCCACCUCUCAUGAAUAAGGCGCGGGAGGGCUAUGGGCGGGCUUUGCGGGGCUUGCAGGAGGCGUUGGCGUCGCCGGCUAAUGCGGUUAAGGAUGAGACGUUUGCUUCGGUUGUUUUGCUUUCGCUGUAUGAGGAUAUCUCGGGCGAGCGGAAUGGGCUACUCAGCUCGCAUACGGCCGGGUUUGAGUUCUUGAUGAAGCUCCGUGGAAACACGCUGGUUGAUCAUCAGCGUGGUCGAGAUAUGCUUACAUUUGCUUAUGCCCACACGUAUGUUGAAAUACUUGCACUGGGAGACAAGCCCCGGUUCGACAUCAAAUGGGACCUCGGCAUGCUCAACACCAAUGACCCAGUCGAGCGGCUCAUGUUCACCGUAUCAAAGCUCUGUCAGUUAUUCCUAUACAUAAGAUCUCCACCAAACCUCCCAGACCAAGCAGCAAUCGAAUCAUGGAUCAGAGCCGGCCUCGAGUACGACAUCGAAAUUUCCCAAUGGACACAGACCCUACCAGACCGCUGGCUCCCACUAGUCGUCUACUCAGCACAGGGCGAGCUCCUACUAACAUACAACCGCCUCUCCAACGUCGUGAUCUGGAACUACUACCGCGCAGUGCGCGUGAUGGUCCAGCAUCUUCUCCUCGGCCUAAACACUACACUUAUCUCCAUCAAGGCAGCGAACAAACAAUUCUCCGAUUCCCCGAAUUCCAGUUCCGGACCAGAGUCCGAACCCGUUCUCGACGAGUCAGCUCUAAAAGCCGUCAUCCGCGAAAUGACCACAGACGUCUGUCGCAGCAUCCCCUUCGCGCUGGCUGACGUCGACUCCCUCGGCCGCCCGAAUAAAUCAGAUAGCGCGUGGAAAAUGCGCGCCGCGCAGGGCUACGGCUUGCUCUGGCCCCUCUGGUAUAUUCUCUCCUCUGGUUUGCCGACCCCGGCACAGGGGGAGCAGAUCCGCACUGUGCUGUCGCGUGUCGGGUCUACGCAGGGCAUUAAAUUGGCGUUGGUUCUUGCUCGUGAGGCGGAGCGCAUGCGUGGAGAGCAGGAGGACGCGCAGGGUGAAAUUCUUGGUUGGGAUUUACCCCGUGGUGCGUACGAUCUCGAUAACUAA
Penicillium roqueforti is the source of this 1635-nucleotide messenger RNA. RefSeq names its product putative C6 transcription factor. The transcript is spliced from 3 exons. The record is from RefSeq and is a predicted model, not a curated record. NCBI's taxonomy places the organism in Eukaryota, Fungi, Ascomycota, Eurotiomycetes, Eurotiales, Aspergillaceae. Gene Ontology annotation, molecular function: zinc ion binding; DNA-binding transcription factor activity, RNA polymerase II-specific. Gene Ontology annotation, biological process: regulation of DNA-templated transcription. Bases 1 to 1635 code for a protein of 544 amino acids.